Messenger RNA from Myxocyprinus asiaticus (Chinese sucker), 4700 nucleotides. It is a transcript of the gene cep68, whose product is annotated as centrosomal protein 68. The coding region runs from base 517 to 2643 and encodes 708 amino acids. NCBI's taxonomy places the organism in Eukaryota, Metazoa, Chordata, Actinopteri, Cypriniformes, Catostomidae. The transcript has 7 exons. The record is from RefSeq and is a predicted model, not a curated record.
ACAACAAUUUUAUCGUAGUAAACAUCACACAUAGUUCUUUCCAAAACGAUUGUUUAGCCUAAAACAUGUUGAAGAUUAGCGGACUGCCGGUCAGUUUAUUAAGUGAUGAGCUGUUUCCUGACAAAAGCAGUUUAUUCAGCGUACUGAAAUAUCUCCGUAGACAUCCAUUAAAAAAACGUCUCCUCGCCAGUGUACCGCCCAUAGAAUGUAUAUGGGACCGCCGCGUUAUGCUAUUUUAUGCUAAUCUUGUAGGGUAAACUAUGAAGAAGGGCUCUGGCUGAACUUUGGCUUUUGAUGUCUUGAGAUAAGGAAUCAUAAUGGCUGGAGUCUUUGGACCGCCUUUGUGUUUAUGAACCGUUUCCUGAACAGCUUGGAUUCCUUAACUGCGUUAUUUUUUUUAUACUAUUAUUUCUCUGAAUCCUAUGCACGUAGUUCAGCGAGCUGCGGAGGACUUGUCUUAUCCAAAACGCUGUCAUUCUGGACAAAUGAGACACCACAGAAUCUGGAUGUGUUGCAAUGGCUCUUGGAGUUGACAAGACCUUUUCAGACCGCUCCUUGCAGAUGGAGAACAAGAACUAUGGGAGGUGGAAGACCAGGAUCCCGGAGUUAAUUCACAGUGAUCACUCAAGAUCACUCAGUCAUAGAGCAAGUCAGGUGUCUAGGCCUGCACAUGUCCAGGAGGUCAAGGAUUCAGAAAAAGAGCAGAGUGGUUGCAAAAAGACAGUCACCAUGGCACCUCUUUCCAGGUAUAUGACAGACAGAAGCCUCUACACCAUGAGAAAACCACUGAUCUCCUCACAAAACCAGAUGCCCAUCCUGAAGAAUCCAUCCAUGCAUGUAGACUCAAAAAGGGAAGCUCAGAUGAGCUAUAAAGUAGAUUCCCCUAAAGAAAAGGAAAAAAAUCUUCUUAAGCAAUCCGUCAGGGGAAUCACAGAUGUUUCUCUAUCUUAUACAUUCUCUCCACCAAUGUCUAGAGAGGACCUGAAUACCUCCAUGAGCAAAUCAGACCUCCGGCUGUGGUCACAUGAUGAUGAGCCUAUUUUUAACACAUCAGCCAACAAAUGCAGCCUGUCUAGUCCUCCUUUAGCUUCUAUGAGCCUCACUGCACCCCCAGUGCCUAAGUGGAUAUCCACUCCUCGAAACACUUCGUCCAACCAUACUUCUCGUUUCACCAGUAAUGUAAAUACAAGAGCAGGUGAGAUGGAGAGAGGAAGAGAUUCUCUUCUUAACACCAGAUCUUCCCAGUAUUUCAGUAAGAACCACCCACUUGGACUCAAACACAUGUCCCCUUAUCAGGCCAACUAUUGGGCCUGUGCCAUCCCCAACACCAUGCCACCCUCUCCAGACCGCAAAUCCUCAAACUGGGAUCCUGAAAAGGAAUACCAGGCACUUCUGGACUAUACAUACCCUCUGAGACCCAACAUGGCCAAUACAUGGGGUUUACCCGAGUCAGAGUCUCUGUUACGAACUGAUCCACUGUUGCAAGACUCUGGCAUUGAGUUAGACCGCUUUUGCAGCUCUUCUACCCUGUCUUGUUUGGACCUAUCCCAGACAGGGACUCGACAGGGAAGGUAUAGUCCAGCAACAGGCAACAAGUCAACAGAAUUUGGGGGUCUAAAUCUAAAGAAACGAUCACAUUCUAAGUCCUCAGAUGGCAUACUGUCCAGUAGCUUGUACUCUUCACUAGAUCAAGCUGGCUUGUCUGUUGAGAGUCUGGACUGUGAGAGAAAGCCAGGGGUUCACUACCGUAAAUUUGGUACCUUCUCCACAUUCAGGUCUGUCCCCACAUUCAUUAGUUCAGCACACAUUCUGCCCUGCCGUGAUUCACAGGGUGAAUGGGAUGAAGAGUUUCUUCGCCUUCCUGAACAGCUUCAAGAACUUCAAGUGCUUUCACAGCAGCUGAGGGACAUUAGUGCUCAGAUGGGCCAGCCGGUGACCACCAGCUGGGAAUCUCUUGAGAGCGAGAUUACAUCUCUCAGGUCACCAACGGUUGUAGGAAAGCAGGAACUAUUGGUAGAACAAAGAGGUAAGGAAAAUGAUGAAGUAGAGAGGGGAUAUGUAUCGGAAGUCCCUCUUCAGAGUGAGGAUCAUUUAGAGGAGGCAAAGGAGCCUGGUACCCGAAUUCAGAUGAUUAGCCAAGAGGUGAACCGGAGUAGCCUGAGGGAGGUGGAAGCCAUUAUGGAUCAGCUGAGUGGGAUGUCUAUGUCUGAGCUUCAGUGGAUGAUACCAACAGACCAGGAUGAAGAGGAGACCAAGGAGUCACUCAUACAGCACAUACAAGCAUUUUGCUCAAACCUAGAAAAGCUGGUCCAGUGGCUGUACAAGGUUGUAGAGAAAGUGGAGGUUCUUUCUCCACCCAUGGUUGACUUGGAGAGUGUCAAAGCCUCCUUAGCUGACUACAAGAGUUUUCAGGAAGAAGUCCAGGCUCAUAAGCCCCUCACAGCAGAUAUCCUGCAAACUGGAGAGAUGCUUUUGCAUUGCAUGAACUCAGCCUCUCCAUUUCUGAAGGAGACACUGAUGCUCAUAGAGAGGCAGUCUCAUACACUGGAGACACAUUCAGAGUAUCUUUUCUCCUCUAUUCUGUCAGCCAUGGACCGCCUCACUGGCCCCAGGACUCAGGAAGCCUCAGAAGGGAUUUCCUGAGAAUUAUCUGCUUGCAGUUUUAUCCUGAACAGUCUGCUUGCUGCCUUCGAUAAGACAUCCUUUUUGUGCCCCUGGUGUUUUAUCAAGUCCAUAUGAAGAGGACAAUAACUUUCAAUCACUAAAUACAUGACAAACAUGUUAGCAUUGUUUCCUCUGUUUUAGACUUUAUAAUAUGUUUGUUUACUGUAUCCAAAAGUGGUGUUAUGUUUGCUGUUUCUUUGAAUCUCACAGCUUGUGUUGUCACAACAUAUACCGAUCAGCCCCAACAUUAAAACCACCUGCCUAAUAUUGUGUAGGUUCCCCCCAUGCCGCCAAAACAGCUCUGACCCAUUGAGGCAUGGAGUCCACAAGACCUCUGAAGGUGUCCUGUGGUAUCUGACACCAAGACGUUAGCAGCAGAUCCUUUAAGUCCUGUAAGUUGCGAGUUGGGGCCUCCAUGGAUUGGACUUGUUGGUCCAGCACAUCCCAUAGAUGCUCAAUUGGACUGAGAUCUGGGGAAUUUGGAAAGAGUCAACACCUUGAACUCUUUUGUCAUGUUCCUCCAACCAUUCCUGAACAAUUUUUGCUGUGUGGCAGGGCGCAUUAUCCUGCUGAAAGAGGCCACUGUCAUCAGGGAAUACCAUUACCAUGAAGAGGUGUAUGUGGUCUGCAGCAAUCUUUAGGUAGGUAGUACAUGUCAAAGUAACAUCCACGUGAAUGCCAGUACCCAAGGUUUCCCUGCAGAACAUUGCCUAGAGCAUCACACUGCCUCCGCCGGCCUGCCUUCUUCCCAUGGUGCAUCCUGCUGCCAUCUCUUCCCCAGGUAAACGAUGCAAACGCACCCGGCCGUCCACAUUCUCUAAAAGAAAACGUGAUUCAUCAGACCAGGCCACCUUCUUCCAUUGCUCCAUGGUUCAGUUCUGACGCUCACGUGCCCAUUGUAGGCACUUUCGGCAGUGGACAGAGGUCAGCAUGGUCACUCUGACCGGUCUGCGGCUACGCAUCCCCAUACGCAGCAAGCCGCGAUGCACUGUGUGUUCUGACAUCUUUCUAUCAUGGCCAGGAUGAAGCUUUUCAACAAUUUGUGCUACAGUAGCUCUUCUGUGGGUUCGGACCAGACGGACUAGCCUUCGCUCCCCACGCACAUCAAUGAGCCAUGGGUGCCCAUGACCCUGUCGCCUGUUAAGAGUUGUCCUUCCUUGGAUCACUUUUGGUAGGUACUAACCACUGCAUACUGGGAACACCCCACAAGACCUGCUGUUUUGGAGAUGCCCUGAUCCAGUCAUCUAGCCAUCACAAUUUGGCCCUUGUCAAAGUCGCUCAGAUCCAUUCGCUUGCCUAUUUUUCCUGUUUCCAACACAAGAAAUUCAAGAACUGAUUGUUCAUUUGCUGCCUAAUAUAUCCCACCCCUUGACAGGUGCCAUUGUAACGAGAUAAUAAAUGUUAUUCACUUCACCUGUCAGUGGUUUUGAUGUUGUGGCUGAUCAGUGUAUGUGAUGAGCUUUUGACAUUUUACUUAUACAAACCAGCUUGUGAUAUUUGAAUUGCCUGACUUUACAUACAGUAACAUACUGCUCAUAUUAGAAAAUGCCUUGAGGUGACCUAUGGAGUAAUACUGUUAUGCUCUGCUGAAGAAGUGGACAGACACCGUGCCAAUCAUGAUUGUGAUCUCAGGUUAUUACCCUAUUAAGUUUUAAUAGAGAGCAGCUCAGCCUUUAUUUGUAUCCCUGCAGCUUUAGUUUCCCCUCCGAGUAACCUUUGACACAAUGACACAUUUGUAUGCAUUCUAUUUUUUUAUUAAUAAAUAGUGAUUGAUAGAAUGAUAAUUAAAUAUUUGAAUAUACAAUAAAGAUAAGCCUCCCAGAGUUCUAUGGACUGAAGGCAAAGUGCUAUAUUUGACACACAUCCACAGGACAAUCCCUGUCCGUCAAGCAUGGUUUAUGGAAGCACCAUGCUUUGGGGUUGCUUUGCAGCAGGAUGACCUGGAAAGCUCGGUGCCAUCAAAGCAUCAUGGAUGGAGUGUUAAAAUUUGCAGGUCAAAGGAACAAAAUGUAUAAAACUAAAUUUCAAGGAUCCCA